Lolium rigidum is the source of this 1840-nucleotide messenger RNA. RefSeq lists its product as uncharacterized. The record is from RefSeq and is a predicted model, not a curated record. Lineage: Eukaryota; Viridiplantae; Streptophyta; Magnoliopsida; Poales; Poaceae. Bases 1 to 1608 code for a protein of 535 amino acids. Gene Ontology annotation, cellular component: plasmodesma; plasma membrane. The transcript is spliced from 7 exons.
AUGGCCGGGUCCUCUCGCCGGCGUUGCCUGAUCGUGAUGCUCCUCGUCGUCGUCUUCGCGUCCUUGUACGUCAGCUCGGGGGCGGCGUCGACGCCGCUAGCGGCGGAGCGGACGCGGCGGAAGGACCCGCUGGACGGGCUCCGCUACUACGGCGGCGGAUGGAACAUCAGCGACAGGCACUACAUCGCGUCGGUGGCUUUCAGCGCGGCGCCGGUGUUCGCGGCGGCGGCGGCCUGGUUCGUCGCCUUCGCCUUGGCGGGGCUCGUGGCCUGCUGCUGCCGGUGCUGCCGCGGCAAAACCAUCAGCGACUACUCCUACUCCCGCAAGAAAUUCGCCGUCUCCCUCCUCCUCGUCCUCGCCUUCACCGCCACCGCCAUUAUCGGGUGCGCGGUGCUGUACGACGGGCAAGGGAAAUUGGACGGCAGCACCUCCUCGACGCUGCGUUACGUUGUGAACCAGUCGGAUAACGCGGCGGCGAGUUUGAGAGGGUUCGCCGGGUUCAUCGAGGCGGCCAAGGCGGUCGGCGGCGCGUCCGCGGUGCUGCCGCCCGACCUCGGGAGGAAGGUCGACGAGGUCGCGGCCAGGGUGGGCGCGGCGGCGGACGAGCUCAACGCGCGCACCGCUAGCAACGCGCGCAAGAUCCGGACCGCGCUGGACACCAUGAGGAAGAUUCUGAUCGGUGUGGCAGCCGUGAUGCUGGUCUUGGCGUUUCUGGGGCUUGUGUUUUCGUUGGCUGGGCUGGAGUCAGUCGUUCGCUUCUUAGUAUUUCUAGGAUGGAUCCUUGUUGCGGCAACAUUUAUAUUGUCGGGUGUUUUCCUCCUCUUGCACAACGUGGUAGGGGACACCUGCGUGGCCAUGGAGGAAUGGGUUCUCCGCCCGCAGAAUAACACCGCACUAGACGACAUCCUGCCGUGCGCGGACGCGGCGGCGACCACCGACGCCGUGCGAAGGAGCAAGGAGGUGAACCAGCAGCUCGUCGCCACGCUCAACGGUCUGCUAUCGAACGUCUCCAACGCCAUCAACGUCCCGCCCCAGGUCGGCCCGCCUGUCUACUACAACCAGUCCGGCCCUCCGGUGCCCUUGCUCUGCAACCCCUACCGCGCGGACCUCACCGACCGCCCCUGCGCCGCCGGCGAGGUCCCCGCCGCCGACGCGCCACAGGCGUGGCAGGGCUUCGUGUGCCGCACCACGGGCGCGCCGGGGUCAGAGGUUUGCGCGACGGUGGGGCGCCUCACGCCGGCGAUGUACACCCAGGCGCUGGCCGUCGCCAACGCGAGCGACGGGCUGGUCGGCUACGGGCCGGUGCUGGCCGGCCUGGCGGACUGCACGUUCGUGCGGCGGACGUUCGAGACGGUCGUGGCGGACAGCUGCCCCGGGCUGAGGCGGUACAGCGGCAGGGUGUACCAGGCUUUGCUCGCCGUGGCGGCGGGCGUGAUGGCGGUCGUGGUGGCGUGGCUGGUUCACUCCAGGGAGAGGCGGCGGCGGCGCGAGGCCGUGAGGUUCCGGGUGUCGCCGUACAGGCUCCCCAUCGACGAGAAGUCGCUGCUCAAGAGCCCAAGGCGGCCGUACAGGAGAGCCGAGAGCAAUGGAGGCUUCAUGACUAGGUAGAUGCAUGACAGUGGCAUGUUGCUAUGGGUAGAGCUUGACGACGUUUGGAACAUGAGAAUUUCACAUACUCCCCUUGUCCUAAAAAAUAAGUGACUCAGUUUUAACUAGAUUCAAUUAUAUAGAUACAUAUUUCUAGUAUAUGUAGAUAUAUCCGUAUCUAGAAAAAAUUGAAUCACUUAGUUUUGAUGGAGUAGGGAAACAUUUUCCACUUGUAGGAAUAUAUGUGUACCAA